Messenger RNA from Metarhizium album ARSEF 1941, 2274 nucleotides. RefSeq names its product cytoplasm to vacuole targeting Vps64. Gene Ontology annotation, molecular function: protein binding. Gene Ontology annotation, cellular component: cytoplasm. The coding region runs from base 1 to 2274 and encodes 757 amino acids. NCBI's taxonomy places the organism in Eukaryota, Fungi, Ascomycota, Sordariomycetes, Hypocreales, Clavicipitaceae. The record is from RefSeq and is a predicted model, not a curated record. The transcript is spliced from 2 exons.
AUGACCGCAGUAGCCAGCCCUCCGACCUUCCCUCAGAUUUCUCGACCAGCAUGGGGCGCUAUUAGCGGCAGCAACCCGAUGGACCCCGACGAAGUGAGAGGCAUGUUCGCACCGCGGAAGUCUCUCUCGAGGACAAACUCUGCUUCAUCAUUGUCCUCCAACGCAUCAAACACAUCUGUUGCCACAAAUGGUUCACAGUCAAAUGGCACUUCGCUGUCCGCUGCUUCCGAUCUGAGUCAGUGGUCUGCAACAGCCGGUCCUCGAAAGCGACCGCAACCGAAGGCGUGGCCACCUAGCAAACCCGACGUACAACCGGACUACUCGAGACUUCCCGCCAGCCGACCCAACAGCAUGGCUGCACAUCACAAUGGAAUUCAGCCGGGAUCAGGCCAAAGUCAAUUGAUGCAGCAGCAACAGAUGAUGCGCGGCCCGAUCGGCGCGGAGCAAUACCCCCCGGGCCAACCAGUCCUUUAUCUCCUGUCACUGAACGGCACAUUCGAGAGAAAAACCAUAGCUGUUCCCUUUGCACCGGACACCUUAAGAAUUGGCCGGCAGACAAAUCAAAAAACUAUCCCUACUUCUACCAAUGGCUUUUUCGACAGCAAGGUUCUAUCAAGACAGCAUGCUGAAAUAUACGCGGAGCGAAAUGGCAAGAUAUACAUUCGAGACGUCAAAUCCUCAAACGGUACUUUUGUGAACGGCACGCGGCUGUCACAGGAGAAUCGCGAAUCAGAGCCCCAUGAACUCCAGACGGCCGAUCAUUUGGAGCUAGGCAUUGAUAUCGUGAGCGAGGAUCAAAAGACGGUGGUACAUCACAAAGUUGCUGCAAAGGUCGAGCAUGCCGGAUUCUUGAGCAAUACUAACAAUGUCUUGGACAUGAACUUUGGCGACUUGGACCCGGCCAACGGCACAAUGAUGAUUCCUAAUGGGCCUCUUCAGAUGCGCGGUCGAGCAAACGUCAACGCCCUGAUGCCUAACACGGGUGGUCGAAUGUUGAAUAACGGCGGCAUGAACAAUCAAGGAAACGGAAUGGUUCCGCAACGAACCUUCUUCCCGGCGCCGAUUGCAACGGAUCAAAUAUUGAAACGACUAACGCUUACUAUUCUUGAAAAGGCCGAAGUGAGAAAUGCUCAGCUGCAGGGCCAGGACCUCAGCCGAACCAACCAAUUCGUGAAGACUCUGCUCACGAAAGACGAUGUUAAGGACCUGGAGAAACCCGAAGCGCCCGAACCGGCCAAGCAGCAGCAGCAGCCGCAACCUCCAGUGAAUGGCGGCAUUCUUUUCCGGCCUGAUGCCAAGACUCGCUUCUCGGAACCGCCCGCACCUCCACCACAGCAGCCACUACCUGAGAAGCCAGAUGUACCCUCAUUGAAACGAGGGCCAACCGAGAGACCAAAGCCUGGUCCUCCAAACUCCGCCGUGGUGCGACAGGAGAACUUGAAUCAGAUUAUACAGCUCACAGAGGCAUUGAACAAUGCAAAGCGAGACAUGGAUACCCAAAUAGCGCGGAUGCGAGAACUAGAGGAGAUGCUCCAGAAAGAAAGAGAGGCUCGCGAGCUUGCCGAGGAUCUCGCGAAUCGGCUCGAGGCGUCUGCAAAUUCACAGUUGAACGGUUUCGUCGUAGCCCCUACUGAUGUGGCCGUGACGGAUGUUUCCGAGGCGGCUCAAGAUCAGGUUACCGAGAAAUCAGAGGAUCCACCGCCGAUCCCGGAAGAAUCAGAGUCACGAAAGGACGAGACGGCCGUCAGUGAGGUGGUAGCUUCUCUGCAGUCUCGAAUUGACAACAUGGACGAGCAGAUGAAAGAUAUGCGAGGGCAGGUCGAGCAGUGGAAGCAUCGAUGCGAGUCCGCCGAGUCUGAGAGGGAUGAGAGCCGAAAAUCACUGGCCGAGAUGGUCUGCCAGCUCCGUGCAGAGGAAGCCAAGCGCUCUGCUGCCGAGGAGAGACGCCGCUCGAGAUCAAAAUCAAGGGUAGUCGAGUCCAGGGCAGAUGUGACGGAGCAGACAUCUCCGGUUAGGACGCGUGGGAGUCCAGAAACCCCCGACCAGGUGAAUUGUCCUACCGAUACACACAAGGCAGACAUGGAGGAUGGACCAGCCCUGUCAAGAGCAAACACAAUCACACCACUGUCUUCACAAAGAGUACUUGCAUCACGGGACCAGUCAUUACAGGCCGGGUUGCCAUAUGCGUCUAUGAUAGGUGUGGUGCUGAUUGGGAUGGGUUUGAUGGCGUACAUUAACGGCUGGCAGUCUCCGCCUCCAAGGAUAGAGCGAUGA